Molecule: messenger RNA, 2990 nt
Organism: Didymodactylos carnosus
Lineage: Eukaryota; Metazoa; Rotifera; Eurotatoria; Philodinida; Philodinidae
Source: the annotation of a GenBank genome assembly
AACAGCCUGGAUAAGGAAAGUACAAAGCCAUCUAUGUUUGGUUUUCGUAGUGGGAGAAAACCCAUCUUUCCUAUUUUCUUUUUUCGUAGUGGGAAAAAACCCAGUUCUUAGUGAAUAGCACAUGACAAAUAUAAGUAUAUAUAUAUAUAUAUAUACUUAGGGCAAUCCAAAAGUAGUGGCCCAGGUACCUUAUUUUCUUAUAAUAGGCUUAUUGAUAUUUUCACCAAAAAAUGAAUAUCAAGUAAAAAUUUCGAAAUAUACAUCAGUCGACUCAGUUUUUGAUCCUGAUUCCGAAUAUGAUAUUUUUAUUGCUCAUACGUUGAGUUUUGAUCGAGAAAAUUGAGAAUUUAGGACAGAAUUUCGACUUUUGCGCCUCUGAUUUAGAAAAAAUGAAUUUUCUCAGCAACAAAACAAAAUUUGAAAAAAAGCCCUACAUAUUUUUAAAACUGGUUACCUGGCCUAUCUAAUGGUGUGUGAAUCAAAGGUCUAACCUUUCACACAAAAAACUAGUAGUGUUUUUGAACGAAGGGUCUUAGUUCUUGACUCAUAUACGUUCCGAGUCUUGCCAAAAUUUCGCUUUAUGGUUGGGAGACUUUGGAGUAUCUUGGCUAGAUGCAGUUUUGAAUAAGGAAUCCAAAUAUAGUAAGCUCAGAGUCUCCAUGAUACUUCAAUAAGCCUAUUAUAAGAAAAUAAGGUACCUGGGCCACUACUUUUGGAUUGCCCUAAGUAUAUAUACGAACUACAUUUUUUAUAGGAAAAACAAAUUUUAGUUGACCAGUUAGAAGAAUUUGAAAUAAAUCAAGCACAAAAAUAUUGGAAUCAAUUAUUACAAAGAUAUGAGAUAGAUAAACGAUUGUUAUUACCAUACGAUCGACAAACGGAACAAUCGCAUACAAAAAAUAUUCAUCAAUUGAAUUGAAUUUCGAUCAAAAUUUAAUUGAUAACAUGUUAAAAUAUGCACAAACAAUGAAUGUAACAAUGUUUCAAUUAUUUUUAACAUGUUAUUAUAUAUUUUUAUUUAAAUUAACAAACGGUGAAAAAGAUUUAUGUAUUGGUAUUCGAAAUGUUAAUAUAAAUGAUCAUAAUUUAGAAUUAAAACAUAAUUUUAUUGAAAUGUUUUUUAAUAUAUUACUAUAUCGUUUUAAAAUAGAUCCUCGGCAUACAUUUUCAAAUAUACUCUUAGCAAUAAAACAAUUAUGUUUAGAUGUAUCAAAAUAUCAAGGGGGAAAAAGCAUACUUCUGUACUUCUCGGUACUUCUCGUACUUCUUGAUACUUCUUCGUACUUCUUCAUACUUUUUUGUACUUCUCCGUACUUCUGAAGUACGAAAUACGAAAUACGAAAUCCUCCUUUCGUACUUCGUACUUCAGAAGUACGGAGAAGUACAAAAAAGUACGAAGAAGUACGAAGAAGUAUCAAGAAGUACGAGAAGUACCGAGAAGUACAGAAGUAUGCUUUUUCCCCCUUGCAAAAUAUUCAUAUUUACCAUAUCACCAGAUAAUUCAAUCGUCAUUAUUAUCAUUCAUUCAAAUAACAUUUCAAUUUGAAUUAUCUAAUAUUUAUUUUGAUAAUUUCUGAAUGAUAAAAAUAAAUUUGAUUUAUCAUUAUUAAUUAAAUCUGAUAUGAAAGAAUGUAUAUUUGAAUAUUCAUGUAAUCUCUUUGAUAGAACAACAAUACGAACAAUAUGUGAAAGAUUUCAAUUAUUUAUAAAACAAUUAUUUUCAACAUCCUUAUCAUUAUUUGAUUUUGAAAAAACAACCGAUUUAUGAAUUAUCUAUUUUAUUAUCACAAGAAAUUAAAUUAUUAUUAAAUAUAAACAAGACAGAAUAUGAUUUUAAUUAUAAAAUAAAAUGUAUUCAUCAAAAAUUUAUACAACAAUCAAUUCAAUAUUCACUAAAAGUAGCUGUUAUAUUAGAUGAACAAUCAUUAACAUAUAAUGAAAUACUUUAUUAUGUACAACAGUUAUCAUUAUAUUUAAUGACUAAUUAUAAUGAUAUAAAAUCAGAUAUAACUGUAAUAGGACAAUGUGUUCAACGUUCAAUUGAAAUGGUCAUUGGAAUGUUAUCAAUAUUAACAACUGGUUGCAUUUAUCUACCAUUAAAUCCAAGUGAUCCAUUACAACGUAUCUUAACAUUAAUUGAUGACACAAAGUCAUCUAUCAUAUUUUUAAAUUCAGCAAUAGAAGAAAAAUUUAAUAAUAAUAAUAAUAAACAAAUUCAAACUAUUAAUAUAGAAAAGAUAUUAGCUAAUACAGGAUGUUCAUGGGAUAUUCAUCUCGGAGAAAUUUUUGGAUCAAGGUUAAUAAUAUUACAAAGUUAUGGUAAUCUAAAUAUGGAAUAUAUGUCUAAAACAUUUGAAAAUAAACAAGUAUCAUUUGUAAUGAUUGUACCAACAUUAAUGGUAACAUUAUGUGAAUAUUUAGAUGAUAAUAAUUAUUUUGAACGAAUCAAAAGUGUUCGAUCAUUUUGUUUAUUAGCGGUAGUUUCGCCAACAUAUGUGACAAAAACAUUUAAGAACGUAGUAUCCAAAAACGUAGCUCGCGCUCGAUCCGGCUCGUGGGACAUCGGCUCGUGGAUUGGAUCGGCUAGCCUGAAGGAAAAGAAAGUCUGCUCGCGGCUCGGCUCGAGCCUGAUCGAACUAGCUCGUGAGCGCGAGUCUACGAGCGGAUUAGGUAGCUCCCCCACCUCUGGUGAACCUUUAAAAUCAAAAAUUGUAUCAAAAUUAUCUGUACACAUACCAUCAGCAUUGAUUUAUAAUCUUUAUGGGCCUACAGAAUGUUGUAUUGCCUCAUCUUUUCAUCUUAUAAAUGAUCAAGACUUAAAUACACAACAAAUUAUUCCAAUUGGUCGUCCAUUACCUAACUAUGAAUUUUACGUAUUAGAUGAAUACUUACAAUUUGUUUCGAUUGGUCAAAUUGGUGAAAUAUACAUUGGUAGUAAUUCCGCACAUGCCCAGCAGCAACUUGAUCAAUAUCGUCAAAUCUGGACAUAG